Fundulus heteroclitus (mummichog) is the source of this 3253-nucleotide messenger RNA. RefSeq names its product nuclear factor of activated T-cells, cytoplasmic 2. Gene Ontology annotation, molecular function: DNA-binding transcription factor activity, RNA polymerase II-specific; RNA polymerase II cis-regulatory region sequence-specific DNA binding; transcription factor binding. The coding region runs from base 258 to 2897 and encodes 879 amino acids. The transcript is spliced from 10 exons. Gene Ontology annotation, cellular component: transcription regulator complex. Lineage: Eukaryota; Metazoa; Chordata; Actinopteri; Cyprinodontiformes; Fundulidae. The record is from RefSeq and is a predicted model, not a curated record. Gene Ontology annotation, biological process: cytokine production; calcineurin-NFAT signaling cascade; regulation of transcription by RNA polymerase II.
UUCUUCUCUUUCUCUCUUCAUCUCAUCACCGCUGACAGGAAGAAGCGAUCUUUCGAGUCUGGCUGGAGGUUUUAUAUGAGCGGCUGCUGAUAUAACAGCAACUCCAACUCGGUUUCCUUCAUAUGUCUUUUUUUUUUUUUUUUUUUUUUUUUUGGAACAGCCUAAUGCGGGCAACUUUUUAAAAGCCUGGAAGUUUGAAAGGGAACUGCAGAAAAGGACUGAGUGUCGGGAGAAGGCUGAAUCACUGAAAGCUGGAGAUGACUUCUGGAGGUCUGGGGCUUGCCGAGGAACUGGGGCAGGACAUAAGCCAAGCGGAGUUAGACUUUUCGGACCUGUUCCUCUACGCCACGCCGGGAGACGAUUUCCCUGGCUGUGUUAAAGAUGACCCAGGGGCUUUCCUUCAGAACGACCAGCCUCCCUUGUUGGUGGUCAAUCAUCACACCGCAAACGUCUCCGCCCACCCAGCAAGCAGCCAGGACACCUUCCCCCAAAGUCCCACCUCGGACAACCUGACAGGGGCCGUGUUUGAGAGCCUGGGGCUGACGUCGGGAGCCAGUAACAUCCCUGCCUCCAGCCCCAGGAUCGAGAUCACCCCGUCGGGCGAUUCUCUCAGCUCCCACACCCUGGAGCCAAGCCCUAAAGCUCUGGGGGGCUACAGGGAGUGUGUGAGCCCUGCUAGCAGUAACUCCUCUUCAGGCUGGCCAGCGGACAUCUGCUCUCCCUUGAACUCACCCUGUGUCUCCCCUCCGAAUGGAGGCAACUACGUCGUCCCCUGUCCUGCCUUGGACCUGUGCCCAGGCUUGCAGAGCAUCCACACCUCCUCCGCACACUCCUCGCCGGGAGCCUCGCCUCGCAACAGCAUCACGGAUGAGACCUUCCUGCAGCCGCAUCACCAGCGCACCACCUCUCCGCUGCCCCACCAGCGUUCCCGGCCCAACUCGCCACAGGGGAAGCGCUGCUUGAGCCAGGCCCACUCCUGCCAGGGGGGUACACCCAUCAAGCAGCGCUCCCGGAGCCCCAGUCCCAUCCCGUCGCCCCACGAGCAGCAGAGGUCCUACUACAUCAACCAAUAUCAGGCCCAAGCUGAGUUUCAGCCCCAUGUUCAGACGGCGCCGCAGGCCCUGGAGGAGAUGCUGAACAGCCUCAGUUCAGUCAGGGGUGUGACACCUAUUAAGGGGGGAGGCACACACGCACAGCUCCCAAGACAGGACUGUGUGUAUGGAGACAGGUACGACUGGGCAACUGAGCACGAGAGGAUGGGCAGGUCUGGACCUGAGCUCAAGUCGGAGCCCAUCUACAUUGUCCCUGCGGUGUGGCCUCCUGCUCAGCCAGUACAUCAAGCUGCAAGGUGCACAUACAGCGGGCUCUCUGUGGCACCUCUUCCCUCCUUGGAGUGGGCCUUGCCCAGUCGGUCCGGCCAGUACGAGCUGGUGCUCCAGCAGCAGCCCCGAUCCCACCACAGAGCUCACUACGAGACGGAGGGCAGCCGGGGAGCCGUCAAGACGCCCAACGGAGGCCAUCCAGAGGUUCAGCUUCUUGGAUACCAAGGCACAGCUCCGUUGGGGCUGCAGGUCUUCAUCGGGACAGCAGACGAGAGGCUCCUGAAGCCCCACGCCUUCUACCAGGUCCACCGCAUCACCGGGAAGACGGUCACCACGCCCAGCCUGGAAAGGAUGAUCAACGGGACGAAGGUUUUAGAGAUCCCUCUGGAGCCAAAGAGCCACAUGAGAGUGAUGAUUGACUGCGUCGGAAUCCUGAAACUAAGAAAUGCAGACAUCGAACUGCGGAACGGCGAGACGGACAUUGGACGGAAGAACACGCGUGUUCGUCUGGUGUUUCGUGUCCACAUCCCUGAACCUGGAGGCCAUCUUGUGUCUCUUCAAGUCGCUUCUAAUCCCAUCGAAUGCUCUCAACGUUCAGCUCAGGAGUUCCCGGCCGUCGAGAGGCAGGACCUGGACCGCUGCUCCGUACUCGGUGGACAGCAAAUGGUCCUGACGGGGCAGAAUUUCACGUCCGACUCCAAAGUGAUAUUUUCUGAGAAGACACAAGAUGGUCAGCAAAUCUGGGAAGUGGAGGCCACUGUGGACAGAGACAAAACCCAAGCUAAUAUGCUGUUUGUUGAGGUUCCUCCGUAUCGAGACCGAAACAUUUGUCAGCCGGCUAAAGUCAACUUCUAUGUCAUCAACGGAAAGAAGAAACGCAGCCAGCCUCAACAUUUCAUCUACACUCCUGUGAUAGCAAUCAAAGCAGAGCCACUGGAUGACUAUCACCUGGAUUCAUACAGCUGCUCAGAUAAUCAUCACCUAUCGGCCAUGUCAAUGAAGUCCUUUUACCAUCACUUGGAGCAGGACAUCCAUCCUCCGACCUUGAAUGUUUCAUCAACACUCUACCAUCUAGGCACUGUAGACCCCAGAGGCCACAUGCCUCCAACCGAUUCUCUUGAUGAGGCGGCUUAUUACCAGCCCAGAGCUGGUAACCAGAUCAGCAACCCAGUGAUGUACCACGCUGCAAACCAGCCCUACGGCAACUGCGGCGCCGGCCUGCUGCCCCAUCAUGCCUCUGCUCCCAGUCAGUGUCUCAGCGCCCGAACCCCCAUGGCCAAAUUAAGCGAAGGUCCACAGGUUGGAGAUUCAUUUGAAGCUUGUUUGGUGUCAAGGCAUCAGGGUUUUAUGCCACCUCUGGGAAAGUCGCCACCUUCGAGAUAUGUUCAAAUGAUGUCAGGAAGCCAGGUUCAGCCCGUUGGGCAGUCUCUCGCCCAGAUCGGAUCUGCUAAAGGAAACCAUGAUGGCAAGGCUCCGGAAAAGAUCACCAUUAAGCAGGAGAAUGUCACCUAUCCCUCCCUGGAGGAUGUAAAUGACAUCAUAAGAAGAGACAUGAAAGGCCACAGUGGAGACUGAUCUCACAACACCUUGGCAUCUCUGAAGACCUAAAGACCUUCUCAAACGUCAGCGGACUGUAACCUGCAAAGAGGAUGCUUGAUGGCAGCCACUUAAGAUAUAUAUUACAAGCUGACACAAUAUUGGUUUGUAGGGUUUUUAUUUCAAGACAGGAUCAUGUUACUCUUGGAUUAAGGACAAAUAGGGGUUUAGUUUUUUUUAAGAUAUUUUAAAACAGUCACGCAUUUAUGAAAACAUACUGUGUAUCUAUUUCACCUUUGAUCAAUUUUAAUUCUCUUUGUUCAUAUUACUGUACAAUUGCUCUUUUAGGAAUGUAGAAACCAUUUUAUACUAAAUAAAAUCAGUUUAUAAAAGUA